UUUCUCAUCUCUUGGUUCGCCGACUUCCAACUCCAACUCCAACCCGCGCUCGUCUUCUCGCUUCUCUAUCCGAAAUCGAGAUCAUCAAUGGCGGAUCCGAGUUUUCCCAGCAAAGGGAGGACCGAUCAGGUUUUGGUUGAGGAAAAGGGGUUUGCAAGGAUAGUAACAUUGAACAGACCUCGGCAAUUGAAUGCUUUGUCAGCUCCAAUGAUCCAGGAAUUAUUUAGGCUUCUGACUGAGUAUGAGGAGGACCCGAAAGUGAAAUUAUUGAUCAUGAAGGGAAAAGGAAGGGCUUUUUGUGCUGGUGGUGAUGUUGCAGCAGUAGUGAAUUCCAUAGCAAAAGAUGAUUGGACUGUGGGUGGGCAUUUUUUCUGGACAGAGUUUACAGUAAAUUAUAUAAUUGCAACUUACAGCAAACCUCAGGUCUCCAUUCUCAAUGGCAUUGUCAUGGGAGGUGGCGCCGGUGUUUCCGUCCAUGGGAGAUUUCGAGUUGCUACAGAGAAUUCAGUCUUUGCAAUGCCAGAAACUGCCCUAGGACUAUUUCCAGAUAUUGGUGCUUCUUUUUUCCUAUCCAGGCUUCCUGGGUACUUUGGUGAAUAUGUUGGUUUAACUGGUGCCAGAUUAGAUGGCGCUGAAAUGCUUGCCUGUGGCCUUGCAACUCAUUUUGUUACCUCCUCAAAAUUGGGUAUGCUGGAGGAGGCAUUAGUUAAGGCGGACACUUCUGAUCAUUUUGCUGUUUGCGCAAUCAUUGAUCAAUUUUCACAAGAAGUUCCUGUUAAGGAAGGUAGUGCUUUUAAUAGGUUGGAAAUAAUCGACAAGUGCUUUUCUAAGAGAACAGUUGAAGAGAUAAUACAAGCUCUUGAGCAGGAGGCUGAAAGUGUAGCAGAGGAAUGGAUUAAGGCUGCACUUCAGUCCUUGAAGAAGGCUUCUCCUAUGAGUCUUAAAAUCUCUCUUAGAUCGAUCAGAGAAGGGAGACUGCAAAGAGUUGGGACGUGCCUCAUCCGAGAAUACCGUAUGAUUUGCCAUGUCCUACGGAAAGAAGUCAGCAAGGAUUUCUUUGAGGGUUGUCGGGCUAUAUUGGUGGACAAGGAUAGAAACCCGAAGUGGGAGCCAUCACGCCUAGAACAAAUAGAUGACCAAACGGUGGAUCGAUAUUUUUCAAAGGUUGAUAACUGGCCAGAUUUAAAACUUCCAACAAGGCGCAACACUCCCAUUUUAUCUCGAUCAAAGCUCUGAGGAGAUUCAAGUUACUUUCUAAUAUGAAUAAUCCAGAUAUUGAAAGGUAAUAUAGGAAGAUUGGGUGUUAAUAACAAGCGAAAGGCAGGCAUAAAUUAUCCACUAUUCCUCAUCCUCAAAGCUGCAAUUAUUUGACUUUUAUCGUUAACAUUGACAAUAUAUGAAUAAUGGUUGUGUAUAGUGAGAGCAAAAAUCUUGUCUA
Messenger RNA from Dioscorea cayenensis subsp. rotundata (Guinea yam), 1438 nucleotides. Its product is annotated as 3-hydroxyisobutyryl-CoA hydrolase 1-like. The transcript is spliced from 14 exons. Gene Ontology annotation, biological process: L-valine catabolic process. Lineage: Eukaryota; Viridiplantae; Streptophyta; Magnoliopsida; Dioscoreales; Dioscoreaceae. The record is from RefSeq and is a predicted model, not a curated record. Gene Ontology annotation, molecular function: 3-hydroxyisobutyryl-CoA hydrolase activity. Bases 88 to 1236 code for a protein of 382 amino acids.